This is a messenger RNA of Microsporum canis CBS 113480, 486 nucleotides long. RefSeq lists its product as uncharacterized. NCBI's taxonomy places the organism in Eukaryota, Fungi, Ascomycota, Eurotiomycetes, Onygenales, Arthrodermataceae. The record is from RefSeq and is a predicted model, not a curated record. The coding region runs from base 1 to 486 and encodes 161 amino acids. The transcript has 2 exons.
AUGUUUCUGACGAGCCGCGCUGGAGAACGUGGAGAAGAAAAGCUAGGCCAAAUAAGGGGGUAUAUGUUCCGCAGUAUCAACUGGAGACAUUCACCCAGUCCACCAGCAUUUUCAGCCAAUGUUGCAGAAGGAAUAGAGCGAAAUGCCGCAGGCUGCAUAAACCUCAUAAAGGUGAGUAAGCCAGGCUCCAGAUACAAUAAAAAGCCUUCCGCCAUCCCAUCCUCAAUAAGAGGUCCAGACGAGACCUCGACCAUCCUGAUUGACGAUGUUGACUUAUCAACACGACAGGCUUCCCGUCGACAAAGUGACCGGCAUGAACACACCAGAACGCUCGAAGGCCAAAAUUAUGGAGACAAACCAAGGGCGAGGAUGAAAGCCUUUUCGGGUCCGUUUUGGUGUUUCAAUCAAAAGAAGCUGCAAGAAGUUCUGCUUAUUGAAAAGUUGUGGUUUCCGCUUUUGGGGUUCAAUAAGGGCCACCCGCGCUAG